UGAAAUUACUGUUCGUGUUAGUAUUUCUGGUCCAUACAUUUAUCCUGAUUCAGAUACAUGGAAGCCAGCCAGUGCCGUGUAUUGGAUAUCCAGUAGUAGAGAUUUUGUUAAUCCUGUCCUGUUAGGGAUACAGCAUAGUGUUGGAGGAAAUGUAAAAUCCUCAGAGAUUAAAGUCUUUAUGGCAGAUGAUACCCCUACUCAGAAUAUGACCUUCAUGUUUCAGGAUUAUUCCAAUUUCACUCUCAAUGGUCCUUAUGUAUAUAUUUCAUUGAAUCACUUCAGUGGUGUGUCUGCUGCCUCAACUGCUGAUAUUAGCUUUUAUGGAGUUCUGUAUUAUAAGAAAUACCCAAAGGGGAAAUAUCUUUGGAACUACAGCUACUUAGUGUACAAGAGCUUUCCAGAUGCUAUUGUUGAUGAAUUGCUUGCUGAUUAUGCAGAUUGGACACAAGAAACAUUAAAAACAGAUGUUGUGUUUGACGAAAACAGUACAGCAAUAAUACUAAGUCUACCAUCACUGCAAGAUUGGGAUAUUAUAGAAAAAAUAUCACCACUUGUUUAUCACAAAAACCACCUCUUAAAGCAAAAUAGUAUUCGAAGCAACAUGCAGUUUAUGCUAUGUUGGAAAGGUCCUGGAUAUCCAGUCAUGAAAUUAGUAGCACUGCAGCUAAUAGGUGCUUCACAACCAGUCAGAGUUACAUUUUACACCAACUCAAUUGAGGAUAAUGACAAAAAUGAUGAGCAUGUAGCUGCACGUGUAGAGAAAAAUUUGGACCCAACAAAUUUGGAACAAGUCUUAUCAUCAUUAAAUAAAAAUAAUUAUGAUGCCAGUACUUGGCACAGGCUCUGCCUUAGGUUGGGUUUGCUUGAAAACACUUUGAAUGCUUAUGAAGAUAACGAGAACAAUGUUAAUGAUCGCCUGAGAACAUGUUUGCACGCAUGGCUACAGAGAGCUGAUAAAGUAGAUGAUAAAGGAGGAGCAACAUGGACUUCAUUGGAAAAGGCUCUCAAAGACAUUGACCAAAAGGCAGUAGCUGAAAAUAUGAGAAAGAGCAGAGCACACUCAGAACUUUAAAAACAUCACAUGACAUGCUGCAGUAUGAACAUAUCUUAAAUUUUACUAGUAUUAAAAACAUUCUUUAUAUGUAAUAAUAAUAUAAAAUGCUGCUGUAUUAAGCCAAAUUUUUAACAGACAUAUUU
Messenger RNA from Amphimedon queenslandica, 1197 nucleotides. RefSeq lists its product as uncharacterized. The coding region runs from base 179 to 1072 and encodes 297 amino acids. Gene Ontology annotation, biological process: signal transduction. Lineage: Eukaryota; Metazoa; Porifera; Demospongiae; Haplosclerida; Niphatidae. Gene Ontology annotation, molecular function: protein binding. The record is from RefSeq and is a predicted model, not a curated record. The transcript has 6 exons.